AUGGCCUCAUUAACCGAUGUGAAGAUUUUCCGUCCGUCCGGCUCUGCGGACUCAAGGAGAGAAAGGAAAACUACUGCUCAGCAUAAAAAAGCAUUGGACCUAAAAAGUCAUAAUUAUCUGUAUACGGUCCACCCUAUAACUGGACCCCCCACCCCCCACCCUGCCCCCUCCCCUGGCCUCUCGCAGCCCUCCUUUCCCUCUGGGCAGCCCACCUCUGUCGUGUUUGCCACCCCUCCUCCUCCAAUGAACCCCACUCCACAGCCCCGACAGUUCACCCCUGGGCCCCGGCCUUUACACCAACAGACCUACUACACAAACCGGACUAGCCUUCCCAGCAGCGGGCCCCGUGGUGUCCCGCCCAGCAGUGGUCCGCGGCCCGUCCCCCCCACACAUGUGUAUCAGCCGGGCUCACAGAUGAUGCUGAUCCCGGGGCCCUUCCCCAGCUCGCCACAAGGACAUUACUUCAUGCAAACACAGUAUCGGCCAACUGGGUACAUCCCUACAGUCCCACCUGGACCAGCGGGAACACCAGGCUUCUACCCAGGCACCAGUCCAGCAGAAUAUAACAGUUAUGCUCCAGCCCCGGCUUACUAUUCACCACUGCCCUCGGUGCAGCCUGCUCCGGUUCUCAUCAACCCAGGACCUCAGCAGCAGCCUCCCCCCCAGCCUCCCCAGCACAUAACCACCAAGAGAGAACGCAAACAGAUUAUAAUAAGGGACCCGAACCAAGGCGGCCGUGACAUCACAGAGGAGAUUAUGGCCGGUGGGAGAAGUGGCUCUACUCCAACACCGCCACAAUCAGCCGUAUCUGGAUCAGAAGGUUCAGCAUUGGGACAGGCCAACGGUGAGAGUAUCCCAGCUGCUUCUGCACCGCCAUUAUUCAGACCAGAUGAUCGUGGGAAACCUUCGCCUCCACCUCCAUCGAAAACUCCUGAGCUCUCUAAACCCAGUCCCACGUCCUCGGACUUCUCUGAACUGAACACUACUCCCUCUGACACAGACACUGCAUCCUUCAGCUCAAACGCCUCUCCUCCAGCUCCCAUUUCAGACGUGAUGGACGCUCCUCCACCUGCUCUCAAAGGACCCAGCCCCCCUGUUCAAUCAGCGCCUGAAAUUCCUGCGUACCCCGCACCGCUGCCCGACCCCGUCCCCUCUGCAGCUGCGCUCGACGAACACAAAACGUCCGAAUCCGAAGACGAGGACGAAGAGAUGGACACUGCAUCUGAAGAAUCGGUUCCUUCGACAAAUGGAGUUACUGAGACAGAAAGGCUUAUCGUAGCAAUGCCACAAAAUCAUCUGGAAGCUCCACUCGAGUCACCCAUUGCACAACCAGAGGAGCUGCGUCUACCAAACGGUCUGCCCCUGCCCUCGCCCCAGGACCCCGAAGCACCGUCCGCAAGCACAGCCGAAUGCGACGAUAGCCCUAUCACAGAACCAGACGCAGUUCAACCAGCUGAGGAUAGCCUACCUACAACUGUCAAUAUCGUUCAAGUGCCCAUUGCACAAGCUUCCCCUGUCCCACCAGUGGAAAAGGACCCUGAACCCGUCCCAGAGCCCCUGGUGGAAUCGGUCGUCCCAGAAGUCAAAGUAGAAAACCAAGAAGCGCUUCCUCAAAUCGAGUCUGAAGAGGCCGAGGAAAAGGCCGACGCCCCUGAAGUCGAAGCUGCGGUGAAGGAGGAGAAGGAAUCUGAGCCUGAGAGCAUCCCAGAAGCAGUGCCUCCCACCCCCAUGUCUGAGGAACAAGCGGGCACCCCAACACCCCCCAUAGCCACUCCCGCCCCCGUGGAAACUGCUAUGCAAGCUGCUGUGUCUGUGCCAAAGAAAAAGAGGAAAAUGAAGGAACUGAACAAAAAGGAUGCAGUGGGUGAUCUCCUGGAUGCCUUCAAAGAGGAGCAGGUGGUGGUCAAACCUGAACCAGAGCCAGUCGCAGCCUCAGAGCCCGAGACCCCCGCAGCGCCUCCAGCCCCAGAGGAGGCAGACCUCACCUGGGAAGACAAAGAGGACAAAGAGGACAAGCUGGACUCGGAGAACAUUCAGCCAGAUACCAUGAAAGCCAGCAGCACUGACAAGAAGUAUCAGUACAAAGAGGAAAACUGGAAGCCAAUAAACCCAGAAGAGAAGAAGAAAUACGACAGAGAGUUCCUGUUGGGUUUCCAGUUCAGCUCCGCCAGUAUGAACAAACCUACAGGUCUGCCUGCGAUCAGCGACGUCGUCCUGGAUAAGGCAAACAAGACCCCCCUGCGACAGCUCGACCCCAGCCGUUUACCCGGAAUGAACUGUGGCCCCGACUUCACGCCUUCAUUCGCCAACCUCGGCCGGCCGGGGAUGGGAGGCGGCAGAGGACCACCUCCAGGGAUGGGCAUGGGCAUCGGUGGUCCACGGCGAUCUCAGCAGAUGCAGCGCAAAGAGCCGCGUAAGAUCAUUACCAGCAUGUCCCUGAACGACGACAUCCAGCUGAACAAAGCCGAGAAAGCCUGGAAACCCUCAGCCAAGAAGCCCGCGCGCCGAGUGGAGGAGGCCGAGUCCGACGACCCCGACCAGCAGAAGACACAGGAGCUGUUCAAACGCGUGCGCAGCAUCCUCAACAAACUCACGCCGCAGAAGUUCCAGCAGCUCAUGAAGCAGGUGACGGAGCUGACCAUCGAUACGGAGGAGAGGCUGAAGGGAGUUAUCGACCUCACGUUUGAGAAGGCCAUCUCCGAGCCAGACUUCUCUGUGGCCUACGCAAACAUGUGCCGCUGUCUCAUGGGGCUCAAAGUCCAGGCCACCGAUCAGCCCGGAGCCACUGUGAAUUUCCGAAAGCUGCUGCUGAACCGCUGCCAGAAAGAGUUUGAGAAAGACAAAGACGACGACGAAAUCUUUGAGAAGAAGCAGAAAGAGCUGGAUGCGGCCGGUAAUGACGAGGAGAAGCAGCGGCUGACGGAGGAGCUAGAAGAUGCUAAAGACAAAGCACGGCGACGUUCUCUGGGAAAUAUCAAGUUCAUCGGAGAACUGUUCAAGCUGAAGAUGCUGACGGAGGUCAUCAUGCACGACUGCAUUGUCAAGCUGCUCAAGAACCACGACGAGGAGUCUCUGGAGUGCCUGUGCCGCCUGCUGUCGACCAUCGGCAAAGACCUGGACUUUGAGAAGGCUAAGCCUCGUAUGGAUCAGUAUUUUAAUCAAAUGGAGAAGAUCAUCAAAGAGAGAAAGACUAGCUCCAGGAUUCGUUUCAUGUUACAAGACGUACUGGACCUGCGAUGGAACAACUGGGUUCCGAGGCGUGGAGACCAGGGCCCCAAAACUAUCGACCAGAUCCACAAAGAGGCAGAGAUGGAGGAGCACCGGGAACAUAUGAAGGCCCAACAAGCGCUGAUCUCCAAGAAGGACUCUGGAGGCUCCGGGGGCAGGAUGGAGAGAGGACAGGGGGGCCGAGGCGGACACCACACCCCGGGACGUGGAGCCCCACAACAGGACGAGGGCUGGAACACGGUGCCCAUCUCCAAGAACAGGCCCAUCGACACCUCACGCCUCAGCAAGAUCACUAAGACUCCUGUACUUGACUUUAACAAUCAGCUGCUCGCCCCUGGAGGUAAAGGCACGUGGGGCAGCUGGGGCAAAGGCAGCAGCGGUGGCACGACCACGAAACCCGCAGACGCUGGCCCAGACGCAGGCAGCAGACCGGCAACUCUAAACCGAUUCUCAGCUCUGCAGCAGUCUUCCGCCGCCGCAGCCUCAGACGCCGACAGAAGGGUUCCCAACAGAAACAGCUCGAGCAGAGAGCGCGGAGACCGGUACGAGCGGUCGGACCGCGGAGGAGACCGCUUCGACAGGCGCGACGACCGACGGGACGACCGCGACAGGAACCGGCUGCAGGUGACGAAGAGAAGCUUCAGCCGAGAGACCGAAGAGCGCAGUCGAGAGCGGGAGCACCGCGCGUCCAUCGAGGCGGUGCGGCGAGUGGCCAGCAUGACCGACGAUCGAGGCAGCAGGGAGAGGGCCCGCAGCAAAGACAAUGUACAAAAGGAGAGAGCCACGCCUCCUCUCCCUCAGCCUCCCACCAAACCUGCCUUAUCAGAAGAGGAACUUGAAAAGAAGUCCACAGCCAUCAUUGAGGAGUACCUACAUAUUAAUGAUAUGAAGGAAGCCCUACAGUGUGUGCAGGAGAUGAACAGCCCUCAGCUCUUGUACGUUUUUGUUCGAAACGGUUUGGAGUCGACGUUGGAGCGGAGCCCGAUCGCCCGCGAGCACUUAGGCCUGCUGAUGCAACAGCUGGUCAAGAACGGCACCCUCCCAAAACCGCAGUAUUUCAAAGGGCUUCAGGAGAUCCUGGAGGUGGCUGAGGACAUGGCCAUCGACAUCCCCCACAUCUGGCUUUACCUGGCGGAGCUCAUCACCCCCAUGCUGCAUGAGGGAGGCAUCCCCAUGGGAGAGCUGUUCAGGGAAGUUGCCAAACCCCUGAUCCCUCUGGAGAAAGCUGGAGUGUUGCUGGUCCAGAUCCUCACUCUCCUCUGCAAAGGAAUGAGCCAUAAAAAGGCCGGUGCCAUGUGGAGAGAAGCCGGUCUCAUAUGGAAAGACUACCUACCUGAAGAUGAAGACGUCAAUAAGUUUGUGACAGAAAAGAAUGUAGAAUUCACUCUCGGAGAAGAAUCUGAGAAAAGUGAAAAGUCUGAAAUGACUUCGUCUGAGCUGACUCAGCAUCUGGAGCGACUGAUCCAGGACCAGGCCGACGACCAGCGGAUACUUGACUGGAUCGAGGCAAAUCUGGACGAGAAGCAGACGUCCUCUAACAUGUUUGUGAGAGCGCUCAUGACCUGCAUCUGUCAAUCAGCCAUCAUCUGUGAGAACCCGUACAAAGUGAAUGCAGACGUGAUCAAACAGCGAGCCAAACUGCUGCUCAAGUUUCUGAAGGACGAGCAGAAGGAGCUGCAGGCGCUGUACGCUCUGCAGGCGCUCAUGGUGCAGAUGGAGCAGCCGGCGAAUCUGCUGCGGAUGUUCUUCGACACACUGUACGACGAGGACGUGAUCAAAGAGGAGGCGUUCUACAAGUGGGAGUCGAGCAAAGACCCCUCGGAGCAGCAGGGCAAAGGGGUCGCCCUCAAGUCCGUCACUGCCUUCUUCACGUGGCUGCGAGAGGCCGAAGACGAGUCCGACAACAACUGA
Messenger RNA from Knipowitschia caucasica, 5139 nucleotides. NCBI's taxonomy places the organism in Eukaryota, Metazoa, Chordata, Actinopteri, Gobiiformes, Gobiidae. The record is from the annotation of a GenBank genome assembly.